Molecule: messenger RNA, 1422 nt
Organism: Sphaeroforma arctica JP610
Lineage: Eukaryota; Ichthyosporea; Ichthyophonida
Exons: 1
Coding region: 1-1422 (473 amino acids)
Source: RefSeq, a predicted model, not a curated record
AUGGGGGGAUUGUUCUGCUCGUCAGGUACCCCUUUUCACCGUAUGCGUCUACUUAUCGGAGGUCAAACUGUUGAAGAUAUCUACUCCUACAACCAGCUGUGCAACACCCUGUUCAGAACUACGGCUCCUAAGGAUCUAGCUGAUUCGUUUGCUGGUGAAGAGCUCGGCUUCUAUGGCAGUGCUGCAGGAUCCUACUAUACACCUCGCUUCACUCCGGACGAAUCAGGCAAUGGUAAACGGAUGGAACUUCUAAACUUUAGUGACAAUUCGGUACUUGAAUAUACGGUAACAGAAGGUCAGCGUGAUAAUACACUUAUUGCUGGUGACUUGAUUAACGAGCUCAACGAGAAUUUUGAAGAUGCUAGUACUAUUAAGAUGGCUGCUAUUUGGCCCGAGGGUGAGGACAAAGGCUACUUUAGCGAUACUAUAAAGGACCGUCGUAUCUUUAACUGCUACAAGUCACGCCAGAUCCUGGACGCCAAACAUGGUCGCGAGUAUUACCACACUCCAAUGAUGGGUCUGUUGAAUAAUCAACGAUACCUACCGCUGAGUCAUCUAGGUGAAGUGGUGUUAGAGAUUACCUUGGACCAGGCGUCUACGGUACUAAAGGCAUACAAACCUAAAAACCCAGCCUUGUUUUCAGACGCAGGUUUACCUGGUCCCGACCCAGGAUAUCAUAAUCAGGCAAUCACGAACGGUGUAUUCACACCGGUGGCAAGUUACACCUUGGAAGAUUUUGCAUACCAUAUUGAUAUUUUACAGAUGGACGACUCUUACCUAAUGGCGUUCGAGGCGAGUCUGGCGGAGCGUUCAAUUCAUAUACCAUAUGUCACAUCGACACACUACUCAUUCCCUCUUACUCAGAGGAACGAUCUUAUGCUGCAGCACAGAUCACGUAACGUUAAAUCGCUUCUGCUCCUCCCGCAAGUGGUGGGUCUAGCCAACUCGAUUGAACAUAACAGUUUCAUGAGUGCCGGAUCCCUAGCACUUCAGGAGGUUCAAGUCCGUAUUGGAGCGUACCAGAAACCGUUACAGCCAAUCACCACAGCCACUGGAAAUCUAGGUGGGCUCAAUGAACCCGUUAGUUCGGUCAAACUCAGUCGUGCAUGGUGUGAGACCAUGAAGGCGCUCUCCUUGUUUGGCGACGUAAACUACGCUCCAGCUAUCGAUAUUAACAUGUACCGUUACGGAUCCUUUGUGCUUGGUCUGGACUUUGAACGUGAGGGAGGUGCUAGUUCAGGUAUUGACACCGCAUCUGAAAGUACACCCAUUGUACUGUCCGUCCAGUGCAAUCACCCCUUGGUGGGUAACCAGAAAAAAUACGGUGGUGUGACUCUGGGUAACAUUCAGCUUAACUGCUACGUGAUCCAUUCCAACACGCUCAUCAUGAGUGGAGCCCACGAGGUGGCUGUCUUUACUUAG